Serendipita indica DSM 11827 is the source of this 1932-nucleotide messenger RNA. The record is from the annotation of a GenBank genome assembly. Lineage: Eukaryota; Fungi; Basidiomycota; Agaricomycetes; Sebacinales; Serendipitaceae.
AUGGCUGGUGCAAAAUACAAGGGAGAAUAUGAAGAACGAGUAAAAUCUGUGCUCAAUGAGGUUGAAAAGGCCUCAGAAGAAGGCGCGGGUGUCAUCUUGUUCAUUGACGAGCUUCACUUGAUUAUGGCCGGCAAAGGUGCCGAAGGCGGGGGCAUGGACGCGGCAAAUCUGCUCAAGCCUCAGCUUGCCAGAGGCAAGAUUCGUGUCAUUGGUGCGACGACUCUCGCAGAAUACAGCAAAUAUAUCGAAAAGGACGCCGCAUUUGAACGUCGGUUUGCCCAAGUACUCGUCAAUGAGCCAAGCGUCCCAGAUACAAUCAGCAUUCUUCGUGGUAUCAGGGAAAAGUAUGAAGUUCACCACGGUGUGCGCAUCCUAGACAGCGCACUCGUCGCGGCGGCAACCUUGGCGCAUCGCUACCUCACGUCAAGGCGACUCCCAGAUAGUGCAAUUGAUCUGGUCGACGAAUGCUGCGCAAGCGUUCGUGUCACCCGAGAAACGGCUCCUGAAGCAAUUGAUCAACUGGAACGCAAGCGACUCGAGCUAGAAGUCGAAAUCCAUGCACUUGAGCGCGAGAAAGACUCUUCCUCAAAAGAGCGCUUGGCGGCUGCUCGAAAGGAGGUUGCCAACAUCGACGACAAACUCCAACCCCUCAAGGCUCAGUACGAAACAGAAAAGAAACGUAGCGACGAAAUUAACGAGAUUCGUAAACGCAUCGACGAACUCAAAGCAAAGGCAGACGACGCUGAACGGCGUUACGAUCUGGCGACUGCUUCCGAUUUGCGCUAUUAUGCCAUCCCAGAACUCCAGGGUCGCCUCGAAAAAGCCAUGGCAGAGGAAGCCGCUCAUGGUGGAUCUCUUGCCGACACAGUAGCGCCUGAAGCUAUUGCAGAAGUCGUCGCUCGAUGGACCGGUAUCCCAGUCACCCGCUUGAUGUCAACAGAAAGGGAAAAGCUCUUGCGAUUGGAAAAGACGCUUGCAGAGAGUGUGGUAGGGCAGCCAGAAGCCGUCAAAGCGGUCGCCAACGCUAUACGGCUUUCACGUUCUGGCUUACGAAACGAGAAUCGUCCGCUGGCCAGUUUCCUCUUUGCUGGACCCAGUGGAACCGGAAAGACUCUGUUAUCAAAGACGCUCGCCCAAAGCCUGUUCGACUCUCCAGAUGCCAUGUGCCGCAUCGAUGGCAGCGAAUACUCGGAGAAGCACUCAAUAUCGCGACUUAUUGGAGCACCUCCUGGUUAUGUUGGACAUGAUCAGGGAGGCCAACUUACCGAGUAUAUUCGUCGCAAACCCUACAGUGUUAUUCUGGUUGAUGAACUCGAAAAGGCCUCUCGCGAGUUUGUCACCGUAUUUUUGCAGGUGCUGGACGACGGUCGCCUGACGGAUGGACAAGGCCGAGUCGUCGACUUUAGAAACACCGUCAUCAUUUUUACAUCCAAUGUCGGUAGCACGUUCUUGACGGAUAUGGGUGAAGGUCCAGUGCCCAGUCCGAUCCGCAAAGCUGUCAUGGAUGCCAUCCGCACGACCUGGCCACCUGAAUUCUUGAACCGUAUCGACAAUAUUAUCAUCUAUCGUGCUCUCUCACACUCCAACAUUCGCAAGAUUGUCGACAUUCGUCUGGGCGAAGUUCAACAACGUAUCGAAGGCCGCAAGAUGAAGUUGUCGGUCAGCGACGAAGCAAAACAUUACCUGGCGUCGAUCGGCUACUCUGCGACCUAUGGUGCCCGUCCACUUCAGCGCGCAAUCAUGACCGAGCUCCUCAAUCCGCUGUCCGUAUACAUCUUGGACGAUCGCGUACGGGAUGGCGAGACGGUCCGCGUCGACUUUGACAAGCACCACAACCGACUUAUGAUUAUUCCAAACCAUGAAGGUUCUGGCGCGGCAGAUGAUAUGGACUUGGACGACGAUGACGAGUUGAUCGUCGAAGAGGUGGAUUAA